GUUAAGGAGCUGGUCCUGGAGGUUGAGGAGGUCAUCGUGCCCCUGUUGCCCAGCCCCACUGACGACAGACCCCUCUCCCCACUAUUCCAGCGCUCUGUGUCAGAGGACUCAGCAGGAUCCUCUGCCUCGGCCCUGGAGCACGCCAAAAUCCGGUAAGGAGGGGCAGUGUGGUUGGAGUAGAGGGGGUACAAAGUGAUAUAGAGGUGUCUGUGUGCGAGAUGGACAGAAUAAGGCAGAGAAGGACAUGGUGGCAGGGUAGAAAAAGGGAAAAUUUAGAUUCCAAUAAGAGAAGCAGAGAGAGUAAGACUGAAAUUCUAGCCAUUCUCAGAGAGUGAGUGACGGAGAGGGUCACACUACAGAGAAGGAGAGACCAUCAAAUAGAAGCCAUUAGUGAGCGAAAAUGACUGUUUCAGACAUGCUGAGUCACAGCUGUGUGUGUGUGAGAGAGAGGGCGGAGGUGAGUGAGCUGUGUGUGUGGUUAACAGUGGCUGGGUUGCAAGGCGUGUGUGUGUGUGUGCACCCUAUAAAACAAGUAUGAGUGGAGAGGGAGGAAAUGUGUGUGUUGAGAGGGGGGGGGGGGGGACAGACAAGCAAAGAAAAGAGAGGAUAUUUUUCAGGGAGAGGUGGGGAGGGAGGAGGAUGUGUGUGCUUGCUCGCUCGAGUGAGCCACCGCGGUGAGGAGGGAGGACGUGGAAGGGGGAGGCGUGCAGGGAAGGUAAGUGAGGGAGGUAGAGAGGCGGGCAGGGGGAGGGGAACAAGCAGCAAAAAUAAUUGAGCGCCGGGGAUUGUGGGUAGCAGAGAAAAGCAGGCUGGGUAAAGAGGUCUCAGGGCCCUCGGCGGUAACCUGGCAGCUUGCAGACUGCAGGGCUGUUACUGUAAUUAUUAAAGGGAGGGGGGGAGAGAGGGGGAAAAGGGGUGGGCUUUUUCUUUCUAGUCCCAAUUAGCAGAGAUUGUGCUCCCGCUAAUAUACAGCACAGAGGCCCCGGCAACAUGUGGAGGGAGGCAGGAAGUCAUGCAUACUUUUAGUUGCUGAUGACAAAAAGGCUCUGGAUGUGUUUGGACCUGAGCACUUCAGAUGGAAAAAAUAUAAAUAAUAAUAUAUAAAAUACCAUGAAACUGCAUGGUGGUGAUGAAAAUAAAUGAAUAGGUGAUUGUAAAGACAUGGUGAUGGGGAGGAGGAGGAUGAUGAUGGUGGUGGUGAUUAUGAUGAAGACUGAAUUCUACACUGUUAAACAGUUAACCUACACUGAACAAAAAUAUAAACGCAACAUGUAAAGUGUUGGUCCCAUGUUUCAUGAGCUGAAAUAAACGAUCCCAGAAAUGUUCCAUAUGCACAAAAAGCUUAUUUCUCGAAAAUGUUGUGCACAAAUUUGUUUACAUCCCUGUUAGUGAGCAUUUCUCCUUUGACAAAAUAAUCCAUCCCCCUGACAGUUGUGGCAUAUCAAGAAGCUGAUUAAACAGCAUGAUUAUUACACAGGUGAACCUUGUGCUGAGGACAAUAAAAGGCCACUCUAAAAUGUGCAGUUUUGUCACACAAUACAAUGCCACAGAUGUCUCAAGUUUUAAGGGAGUGUGCAAUUGGCAUGCUGACUGCAGGAAUGUCCACUAGGGCUGUUGCCAGAGAAUUGAAUGGUCAUUUCUCUACCAUAAGCAAUCUCCCAACGUUGUUUUAGAGAAUUUGGCAGUACGUCCAACCGGCCUCACAACUGCAGACCACGUUUAACCACUCCAGCCCAGGACCUCCACAUCCGGCUUCUUCACCUGCGGGAUCGUCUGAGACCAGCCACCCAGACAGCUGAUUAAACUGAGGAGUAUUUCUGUCUGUAAUAAAGCGCUUUUGUGGGGAAAAGCGUAUUCUGAUUGGCUGGGCCUGGCUCCCCAGUGGGUGGGCCUAUGCCCUCUCAGGCCAACCCAUGACUGCGCCCCUGCACAGUCAUGUGAAAUCCAUAGAUUUGGCUAUUAUUUAUUUAUUUAUUUAUUUAUUUAUUUCAGUUGACUGAUUUCCUUAUAUGAGCUGCUGGAACUCAGUAAAAUCGUUGAAAUUGUUGCAUGUUGCGUUUAUUUUUGUUCAGUAUAAAUUAAAUCCAUCUGACUUUACCUUUUUAUUCUAAAUGCCUACGAGGGCCAUGUCUGUGUCUUUGUUGGUAUCUGAAUGUGUCUGAGUGUGUGUGUGUGUGUUCAGCGCUAUGCACACGCAGCCAAUCCCUUAAUACCCGACUCAAAAAUGUUGUUGUCGAUCAAUCGGUUAGACGGCUUGGUGGAUUCUGUUGGACGGCUUCUUGGAUUUGGAAAAAAAUGCAGCAUUCUCAGGGGACAUCAUUACCAACCUGGUUUUUCCAAAACAAAUAUCUGAUAAAUAUUUACUGCAUCUCUGUGAAUUCUUUUUUUGAUUCUUUUUUUAGUUGUAGCUGUCAGCAUUUACCUCAUGUUGGCAGUAUGUUAGUGUAUCAGGUUGAAAGCAUAAUGGCUUCUCAGGUCUCUGUGUGGAUGUUGUCAAACAAUACUGUAUUUUAUUGGUGUUUUGAACCACUGUUGGUAUGUAGAUAGAGCUUGAUUUUAGCACAGUGUUUCUCAACCAUUAGGUCUGUUUAGGUGGGAUGGCCCCCUGAGUUCUCCACCCCAACCCAUAAAGAAUAAUUGUUGUCAAUUUUCUUCAGUUUUUUAAAUAAUGAGCACUACUUUAUUUUUAAUUUUUUUAUUAACCCCCCCCCCCCCCCCCACCCCCCUUUUGGAGGACACAUCUUUUUUUGUUUUUUAACAGCUUUUUUGCUACAUAUACAUACGUUUUACAUACACAUUUGACGUACAUGGUACCUUUACAUACAGCGCACUUCCUGUUUCCUAACCCCUGUUUCUCCCAUGUUUCCCCAGUGAAAAGCUGUGUGCUUUCUGCUACUGUGGGGAGAAGAGUUUCCUGGGCCAGGGCGACCUGAUGGUGUUUGGCCCCACACCCGGCUACGUGCCGCUGCACAUCCGCAACCGCCGCGGAAGCUCUGAGAAAGACGACGACUACCACGAAGACGACUUUCAAGACGACGACCAUGACACCAAGAGCCCGGGGCAGCGUGACAGCGGGAGGGGACUUAAAAAG
Coregonus sp. 'balchen' is the source of this 3091-nucleotide messenger RNA. NCBI's taxonomy places the organism in Eukaryota, Metazoa, Chordata, Actinopteri, Salmoniformes, Salmonidae. The record is from the annotation of a GenBank genome assembly.